Molecule: messenger RNA, 3765 nt
Organism: Teleopsis dalmanni
Lineage: Eukaryota; Metazoa; Arthropoda; Insecta; Diptera; Diopsidae
Gene: haf
Exons: 8
Coding region: 296-3064 (922 amino acids)
Molecular function (GO): protein binding
Source: RefSeq, a predicted model, not a curated record
UUGAUUUCAUUUAUCUGUUUAUAUAUGUGGUUUUCUAUUGAACUUUUACACACUUUAUUUGAAAAAUUUUUGUCCUAAGUCGAGCAGAUACUCACUUAUCUUUAUGUGUUUUUUAGCGUUUGCAGUUUCUGUCCUAUAACUAUUAUUCUUUAAAUAUAAAAUAAUGAAAUCAAUUACUUUUAAUAAGAUUAUACGUAACAUACCAGAAACAAGAUUUAUUAAUUUAAAAAUUCUAUUUUCAGGUUAAAUAGACUUUAUAUAGUAUCACAUAUAGAAUAACAAUUUCAACAACAACAUGAAAGGCGUAUCUUUUUUGUUGAUAUCGCUCAUAGUCAUUUUUCGAUCAGCAUUCAGUCAAUGUCCUUGGCAAAAGGAUGUGGAAGAAUUACAAACGUCCUGCAUUUGUGCCUAUAACUUGGGACGAGAAUUAUCUGUGCAAUGUGAUCAGGUUAAUUUUCUGCUACUACUCAAUGCACUAAAUAAGUUUGCCACACAACAACCUAUAGACUUAAUAUAUAUAAAUAAUUCUACAGUUGGAGAACUAACAGACAACAUUUUCGCCAAUCUCAGUGUACACAAUGUACAAAUGUCAAGUUGCAAAAUUAGAAAAAUAACUAAUGAUGCAUUUAAAGGCCAAGAAAAUGCACUUAAAAAUCUUAAUCUUCAAGAUAAUCUUCUAACUGAGGUUCCAAUAAAUGCAAUAAAUGCGCUUUCGUUAUUGAAUUUGCUCGAUUUGUCUAAAAACCGAAUAACAAUUAUACCAAAUGAUGCAUUUAUAGGUUUGACAAAGCUUUCCACACUAAAACUGAAUGACAAUAACGUGACUUUAUCGCCUAACGCUUUUCGUGGCUUGGAACAAAGCUUAAAGAACCUCAACUUAAAAGGCACACGACAGCGACGUGUACCCGAUAGCAUACGAGGUUUAAAGGGUUUGGCAUUUUUAGAUCUUUCACUAAACGGUAUCAAAGAACUGCCUGGUCCUGGUGGAAUACGUAUUUUUGAUGGUUUAGAUUCACUAACAGCUUUAAAUCUAGAACGAAAUUUAAUACAAAGUUUAGGCGAAACUGCUUUUGCUGGUGUUCGGAAAACAUUGAGUUCGUUAAGUUUAUUAAAUAAUCUUUUAUCAGAGUUCCCGGUAGGAGCUGUACAUUCACUAAAAGAAUUACGAGUUUUGGACAUAGGUUUUAAUUUACUAACUACAUUACCAGAAACAGCAUUUCGUGGAAACCCAAGUAUUACUUUGUUAGCUUUGGAUGGUAAUCCACUGACAACAGUCCCCGAAAAAGGUUUUCUACAUCUUAACUCUACGUUGCGUGGUUUGUCUCUAGGUGGAAGGUCCUUACACUGUGACUGUAAGUUAAAGUGGGUAGCAAAAUGGAUACGCAAUGUCGAUUUACAAGUAACAUCACGAGAACGCAAUCCUCAAUUCUGUGGUUCUCCAAAUCGAUUUCGUGAUCGAGGUUUUUAUUCUAUUGAACCUGAAGAGUUUACUUGCACAGACCCUACACCAGUCGAAUUACCAUUACCUGCACAACGACCAACAAUAGCAUCAGAACCAAUUAAACCAAAUACAAUUUCUGCUGGUAAUCAUACUUCGCCAUUAGAACCUGUCAACAACUCUGACACGCGUAAUACUUCACUUACUAACUUACCUCCUAUAACUGAAACCCGGCCUCCUGUGACUAAAAUAGCACCAACAGUAGGCAAACCAACUAUUAAUACUCCAACAGUUCCAACAACAACAAAAUCUAUCGAAGCUACUGCAUCUACUAUAGCCGGUGCUCCUUCUACAAGUUCCACACAUCAAGUAAACAAUUCUCGAACUUUGUUAAACUCAUCUGCUACAAUUGGUUCGACGGCAGUUGCAACUAGCUCUAAUGUCAAGCAUUUGCCAGGUUGGCGACAAGGCACAUCAGCACCGAGUUUUGACACUGGAGCCUCCAAUAAACAACAAAGACCACCUUUAGUCAUAGGUUUUCCACCAGCUCGUGGUAAUCGCGUCGACGAUGCCAUUGAAGUGGAAGUAACAAAUGCAUUUCGACAAGAUAAUUCAGUUAUCAUACAUUGGGACUCAAAUGUAGUUAAUAUAUUAGGAUUCCGCGUUGUUUACAGAUUGUUUGGAGAAAAAUCUUUUAAACAAGGUCCACCUUUAGAAGCUACUGAACGAGAAUUUAAAAUUAAAAAUGUACCCGCUCAAGAAUGCAUAAUUGUUUGCGUGAUAUCGUUGGAGGAGUUGCACGUUACACCCGAGACAGUACCCUAUCAGCAAUGUCGGGAGGUGCGUACGGAGUCAUCUCAAACCUCAAAUAUGGACAAAAUAACAAUUGCUGCAAGUGCUGGUAUUUGUGGAACGAUUAUAGUAGCAGUCAUAGUAUUUAUUGCAGCAAGCAGACGGUCCCAAAAACUACAAACAACACAACAGAAAAGCGCUUUGCCUAUUGCACGUUUACCGGUGAACUGCUGUGGACCAGCGAGCUCACCUGGACCACUGGGUUCAAUUGCAACUUUGUCAGCCUUUAACAAUAAGGAAUGGGAUCAAGUUUCAGCAUACAGUGGAAGAUCUAUACCAAGACCACGUAUCUACUCCACAGAUAAUCAAGAUGAUAUGCGUAGUCACAUUUCCGGAAUGCCUGUUAAAGUCGGUAAACCCCGUUCCAUUGCUGAUGGUCAAUCACAACAUAGCUUCUCAAAUAAUUCACAUCGCGGUUAUUUGGGCUCAGCAUUUCCAUCAAAUUUAGUUAAUUAUCGUCCUGAGUUACGGCAAUCCCGUCAAUCAUUAGCAGCAGCUUCUGAAAGAAUGUCAAGAGCAUCUUACGCUGGUUCAAUUCACGGUCCAACAAGCAUAGCUUCAAGUACUCGACGUUCACGGCCACGUUCCAGAUCUCGUGAAAACCUAAACAUUACACAUAUACAUAAUCACCGUCCGGGCAGUAGAUAUUCCACAGCCGGAUCUACGCAUACAUUAAAUAAUUACUGCGACACAUCUGACAAUUGGACCGAUCACGAUAUGGAAAUUUAUAUGGCUCGAAAUCCAACAACUCGAAAUGGAUUAGUGCCCUUAUGAGAAUAUGACUUUACAUUCUGUAAUCAUUUCAAUUUUAUAUUACAUUAUUAAUGGGACCAUACAAAAAUUAAAAAAACAAAAGUGUACAUAAUUUCUGAUUGUAUCUAUAAUAGUCUACAAUUAGUUUAAUACUUUAUAACUUUUUAGUCUGGGAAAACUUCCAUGCUUGCUUACUUAUUAAAUGUGAAGCAUUUCGAAUAAAAACUAAAUGUUAAUAAUAUUGUUAACAAUUUAUAGUUUUAUAAAACCAAUUGUUUUCCUCUAAAUCCAGUCAUUUAUUCUCAAUCAAUUUAAAUUAAAUAAUAUUGGUUUAAUUAACUUUUAAUACUCAAAACUUUUAUCUUCUAAUAUGUAGAUGAAGUGAAAUGUCUACUUUUAAACAUUGUGUUGAGGUUGGCACUUUGCAAGACGCGUUGCAGUACUCAGGAUAUUAAAAAACAUAUUAUUAACAAAAGUGAGAAGAAAAUAAUAAAAAUAUUUAAUAAUAACAGCUUUAAUUAUUUGUAAUUUAAAAAAAAUAAAUAUAUUCAUAUCUUCGACGCACUCAAAGUGACCCAAAUAACGACAUCUACAUUUUUAUUUUUCAUGGCAAUAGGAUACUAAAAAGUGUAAAAUUAUGAAUAGUGCCGGAAAAGCAGUGUUCCUCUAUUAGGAAAAUGUAGUAUUUAAUUUUCAACAUAUUUUCUAAAAAAAAAAACAAA